CUACACCAAAUAUCUGAAAAUAUUUUUGAAGAGCCAAGUCCGAGCAGGUUUAGCUCAGCAAAAGACAAAACCGGAAUUUGAUUUUUGCAAGCACUCACGACUUGGAUGCCUCCUAUACUCAACCUCAGUCCAGUCAUUCGAUCGGAUCGUUUCUAAUACCUCGUCCGCAUUCUCGUCUUCCAUUAUGGACACUUUCCAGCUCCGUGACGAAAAUGAACCUUCAAAUUCUGUUCAAAAUAUAUCCAGAAGUUUUGAUGAGCCCUCUACGUCGUCCGUCUUUGAAGACGCUUCGAUUUUCCAGAAUGAUACUCCUUCUCCACACCCUACCCCGUCUUCCUCCUCUUCCGUUCAUCUACCAGAAAUCGCCCAGCAAAGGUGUUAUUGGGCUUUACUCUCAGCACACCUUGUAUUCUUGUACCUUGACCCCAUCAUGCAAGUUGAUCUCGGAGGUACCGUCGUUGGAAGAUCCUUAUUGGAAUUUGUUCAUCCCGACGAGCAAUCAACGGCUCGGUUGGAUCUCAGUCAAGUAUUGGAAAGCAAAACUGUACACGGCAGCAUUACCCACGUGCGAUUUUCCAGACCAUCUCGUAUCCGGCGCGAGCUCAGAAAGGACGACUUUCGUUAUUCAGACAAAGUUUACCUGGACGAAGAUUUUAUAGCCGUGGACCUCGUGAUUAAUUGUGCAGCCGAAGGCCUCGUCCUCUGUUUCAUUCACGCAACGCCAGACAUUGAUCCUGUCUCCGAUAACGAUGAGCGCGUCAAAAGUUCAUGGUCUAAUUGGUGCAGCACCCCAUAUAUAUCUGAGGAGCAGCUUCGACACCUGUCUCAUAAUCUGCUGAUGUGUGCACCGAAAAGUUCACAUGGACGAGUGUUUCAAAUUCUUAAUAACACGUCUGCAAGACCGUCACUUUUUACUUGGCCUCCUCCUCAAGAGGGUUCGUCAGAGAAAGAUUUUACUGACCUUGCAAAAUCCGUCGAAUUCCGUCAAAGCGGUUCUUCAAUUUCGCAAGCAAAGACGAAUUGCACUCGUAGGUUCAAAGCUUUGCAAGAACUUCACGGAACAGAUGUGGUGGAAAGCGUCUUUAUACCACAUGGCAGUGUGAUUUUCGCGUGUCACAAAGUUUCAACUUCUCCUUCCUCGCUUUCAUCUUCUGCUCAUUCUCAACCCAUUAAUCCAACAAUCCCAAUAUUGAACUCCCCGAAUUAUACGACCGCGUUCAUGGGUUACAACGGUCCAUCAUCGACCUCUUAUUCCCUUCCUCCUCCUCCUCCGCAUCAGCAACCGUUUUAUGAUUCGCAAUAUUCCCUACCACCGUUAACUUCAUCUACGACUCUACCUCCGCCGACAAGCACCUAUUCCUAUGCUUCGGGUCAACCUACCCUCCCGGCAUCGAGCCAGUACUCGUAUGCCCACUGGGCAAAUCCUGACUCUCAUUCAUCUGUACAAAGCCUUCGAUCGGGAUAUUGGAGUCAUGGAUCUGCGAGUUACGAAAACGGGUCUAGUGUUUCUGCACCUCUUCCUAUGAGUGGAGGGCAUCAAUCUCAUGGAAAUUACGGCCGACCCUUUUCACCCUACGGUUCGCAUAUACCAUACUCAUCUCAAAGCGUUUCCAGUCACUUAGACGGAUUGAACGGCAACACACCUUCUCCAACCUCGGCUACGUCUUCUACGGCUGACCUUGUGCCACCCUCGAGGCGUCGUAUAUCGCCUAGCUUAUCGCCAGAGCACCGAGGAAGCAAUGGCGCCACUGGAGGGCCUCAGCGCACUCACGGUAAUAGGCCAACAGGCCUGAUAAAGUGUAGCAGUUGCAAGACGACGUCCAGUCCAGAAUGGAGAAAGGGCCCCAGCGGCAAGAAAGAACUAUGCAAUGCGUGUGGGCUUCGCUACGCUCGCUCGCGUGCUAAGAAGGAAGGACAUGUCGUGUCUAACAGCGGAAGAAAGCGCAAAGACAAGAUUAUCAAAAGGGAAUCUUCUACACCUCCUUCUGCAACGUCGGCUACUGGGUCUAUAACAAAUUCUUACUCCUCUUCCGCAGUGAUACCAUAUCAUUCAUCAUCUACUCCUCCAUUUACAAGCGCUGGGUCGUUGAGACGGUCGUAUGUGUCGACUUACGACAGUAUAGGCUCAUUUUCUGGGAACGACAUUUAUGGCGCUUCCCGGAGCGUCGGUACGUCUUCUCCUUCGCCUCCUACCGGAGCCGCUACGCCUGCUGGGGGAUUUUCGCACUACGUAAAUGCUUCUUCGGAGUCGGCAGGGCACGCACAUCACCCGACCGCUGCCAGCCGGACUAGUUACUACGGAUCAUCGGUCUCUUCUCCCCUGGUGGCUAAUCCUCCCUUGCUCCAAACGCAAUCAUUCGAACGAGUUCGCAGAGAUCGAGAAGGAUAUCCACCCACGCCCGUCAGUGCGGAGCCAAGAGCUUCGUACUAUGAAGCCAGUUAUAAUCGUGGCGAGCGUAAAGAUGCGCUUUGCGGGUACGAGAAAGAGUACGAAAGAGAGUAUGAUCAUGAGGAGAGAGGUCGAAGCUUGGUCACCGGUUGAAGCCAAGUCAUCAUGAGGUUUUGAUUUUUUCUCGGGCGCUCCUCGUGUUCAGUUUAGUCCUCGCGUGGUGUUUUUUUCCUUUGAUAUCGUUUCUUUGAAAGGCCUUUUCUUUGUACGUUGUCUUGCGACCCUUUCAGGACCUCCCUCGUAGGCUUCAAACUUCACCGACAUCAUCGUGCAAUCGAUGAUGAUGCGAAUCU
This is a messenger RNA of Lentinula edodes (shiitake mushroom), 2742 nucleotides long. RefSeq lists its product as uncharacterized. Gene Ontology annotation, molecular function: sequence-specific DNA binding; zinc ion binding. The transcript is spliced from 5 exons. NCBI's taxonomy places the organism in Eukaryota, Fungi, Basidiomycota, Agaricomycetes, Agaricales, Omphalotaceae. Gene Ontology annotation, biological process: regulation of DNA-templated transcription. The record is from RefSeq and is a predicted model, not a curated record. Bases 185 to 2542 code for a protein of 785 amino acids.